UACGUCCAUUUUCUUCUCUUCAGUUCACGUCAAUUCAGAAACUUGAAAAAAACGACAUCGUGAAAGAAACUCUUUUUGUUGGAUUAAAGAUAACUUCUGGUUAGAUAAUGUGAAAUAUUUACAAUAUAUGUGGUUCAAGUUUAAUUUAUCUCGUUUAAUAACGCUGACGCAUUGAAAACAUCUGCGUAACGUCAAAAUUAAGCUACCAUCAUGGAAGAUGAAAACGAAUAUAAGAAGUUACCGACAGAUGAAAAAUGUGUUCACAAGCUAUGGAAGGCAAGAGUAGCGGGAUACGAAGAGGCAAUUAAAUUGUUUAACCAGAUUGAUGAUGAGAAGUCACCGGAGUGGAACAAAUAUUUGGGCCUCAUAAAAAAAUUUGUCACUGACAGCAAUGCAGUCGCUCAAGAAAGAGGUCUAGAAGCGGCGCUCGUAUUCGUCGAGAACUGCGGCCAUGCCGGCAAGACCACGGGUGAGGUGAUGUCCGGGAUAGUCGCUAAAUGCAUCGCUGCGCCCAAGACUAAGACGAAAGAUCUCGCUUUGCAGAUCACACUAAUGUACAUAGAAAUUGAGAAACACGAGACUGUAGAAGAGGAACUCCUAAAGGGCAUGGAACAGAAGAACCCCAAAGUGGUAGCGGCUUGCGUUUCAGCUCUCAACACUGCGCUCAAGCAGUUUGGGAACAAGGUGAUUGCCAUCAAACCCAUGGUCAAGAAGAUCCCCAUACUGCUGGCCGAUAGGGACAAGGGUGUGAGGGAUGAAAUGAAGGCGCUUGUCGUUGAAAUGCACAGAUGGAUCGGUGUAGCCGUGGAGCCCCAUAUAGCCUCGCUCCAAGCGGUGGUGCAGCAGGAGCUGCGAGAAGCCUUCGGAGGCACCGGCGGCGCCACGCCCACCAGAUACCUGCGCUCGCAGCAGAACAGGGUCAGGGACUCGCCGCCCGCUGACGCUGUCGACGGUGGUGCCGACGACGAGGACGCGGAAGCAGGGGGAGGGGAUACCCCGGAUGUUGACCCUUAUGAGCUCCUCGACCCGGUGGAGAUAUUGUCCAAACUGCCCAAGGACUUCUACGACAAACUGGAGAACAAAAAGUGGCAGGAGCGCAAAGAAGCUUUGGACACAUUGGAGAAUUUACUGAAGAACGCACCAAAGUUGGAGCCGGGAGAUUAUGCUGAUUUAGUCAGAGCUUUGAAGAAGGUGAUAUCAAAAGACUCCAACGUGAUGGUGGUAGCGCUAGGAGGGAAGCUGCUAGGCAUGGUGGCGAAUGGUCUACGGGGAAAAUUCCAACCAUAUGCAGUUGCUUGCGUUCAGGCUAUAUUGGAGAAGUUUAAAGAGAAGAAGACGAAUGUUGUUACAGCACUGCGAGACGCCAUUGAUGCUAUUUAUCCAUGUACGAAUCUUGAGGCGAUAAUGGAGGACAUGCUAGCAGCUUUCGACAACAAGAACCCGUCGAUAAAGGCGGAGAGCGCCAUAUUCCUGGCGCGCGCGCUCUGCCUCACGCAACCGGCGGCCUUCAACAAGAAACUGAUCAAGGCUUACGUGGCUGGGUUGUUGAAGCUGCUUGAAAGUGCUGAUCCUUCAGUGAGAGAUGCGGCAGCUGAAGCUUUGGGUACUGCGACUAAGCUGGUUGGAGAGAAGAAUAUCGCUCCACACAUUGGCAAACUGGACAACUUGAAAGAACAGAAGAUCAAAGAGUUUGCUGACAAGGCUGAAAUAAAAGUGAAAGUAUCGGCUCCAAAGAAAGAGGCGAAGCCAAAGUCAGCAGUGGCCGCUACGAGUAAAGGAGACAGUAAGCCAACUGCCGGCUCAUCGCAACCCAAACCUGUGAAGAGACCAGCUACUGCUGUAAAGAAACCAGCUGCUGGUAAGAAAGCCCCAUCAAGAUCCCAGCCCAGUCCGCCCAAAGAACAAGAGUUAUCACAAGAGGAGAUCGAUGCAAGAGCUGAACAGCUGUUCCCAGGGGAUGUUAUCAAUGGCCUCGGCGACGGCAAUUGGAAGAACCGCUUGACAGCGGUGCAGUCCUUCCACUCAACUAUCCAAGGUCUCACAACAGCGGACACGUCGGCACAAGUCCUGUACCGAGUACUGAACAAGAAGCCCGGCCUCAAGGACACCAACGUGCAAGUCCUGAAGGCCAGGCUCGAGGCCUGCAAAUACAUUACAGAGAACUUCCCUAUAUCCACGACGGCAACAGAUUUCGUCCUCCAAGACGUAGUGACGAAACUGGGCGAAACCUCAUGUUUGUCAGUCUCGUCCGACUGUCUCUCGUCCCUGGCCGAGGGUUGUGGCUUGGAGCACGUGCUGAACGAGGGUCUGACCUUCGCGAUGGACUCCCAAAAGAAUCCGAAGGUCCAGGCCGAGAUGUUCAACUGGAUGGCGGGCGCUGUCAAAGAGUUUGGAUUCACAAUGAACGUCAAAACAAUUGUAGUGCAUGCCAAGAAGGCACUCGCCGCUACAAACCCCAACGUUCGCACGUCGACCAUCAAUUUCCUGGGAAUACUUUCUCUAUAUGUGGGACCCUCACUACUGAGUCACUUCGACAGUGAGAAACCUGCGACGAAGCAGCUCAUCAGCUUAGAGAUGGACAAAUACGCUAAUAGCACUCCGCCGACCCCUACACGACAAUUGGGAACUGUUAGUAAGUCUGCAAGUAAGGGGUCUAUGGGCGAUGACAUCGAGGAGCCCUAUGAAGAACCCAUGGACGACGAGCCGGCCGUGGUGGAAGACUCGAGGCCCCGGACUGACAUCGCGCCUCUCAUUACUGAUGCAUUGGUCGCUGAGUUCAAUGACAAGAACUGGAAGGUCAGAAACGAAGCUUUAGAUAAAGUAAAGGCCAUAAUACAAAACUCGUCACCAAUCAAGGCAUCGUUGGGUGAACUGCCAGCGGCGCUGUCGGCUCGUUUAUUUGACUCUAACUCAAAAUUGGCUCAAAGCGCUAUACAAAUAUGUGAGCUGCUCGCCGGUGCUUUGGGGCCGAAGUGCAAGCAGCAUGUCAGGACAUUCUUCCCACCGUUUUUCCAAGCGUUCGGCGAUAGCAAGCAGUGGAUCCGAGCGGCGGCGGUGUCGUGCGUAGAGGCGUGGUGCAGGGAGGUGGGGCCGCAGGCCGCGCUCGACGGCGAGAUGGUGUACGACGCGCUCAAGGCGGGCUCGCCCGUGCUGCGCGCCUCGCUGCUGCAGUGGCUGGCCGAGAAACUGCCUUUGAUACCACCAAAGGCAUUCCCCCGCGAAGAGCUGUCGGUGUGCGUGCCGUUACUGUUCGCGUGCCUCGAGGACAGGGCGGCCGACGUGCGCAAGGCGUCCGCGGACUGCGUGCUGCCCUUCAUGCUGCACCUCGGGUACGAGGCCAUGCACAAACAGAUGGACAAACUGAAGCCUGGCUCCAAAUCAGUAGUGCAAGCAGCGCUCGACAAGGCCCGUCCGAACCUCCCUGUGCAACCUUUGCCAUCAAAGGCUAAGAAGGAAGAGUCUAAAGGCGUCAAAUCUGCUGGGGCUCUUAAGAAAGAGGCUGAAAAGAAAGGCGGACCCGCUGCUAAGGCAAAGGUAGUGAAGCCUGCGUCUGCUUCAAGUCGCGGCAAGAAAGAAGACGAGGAUUGUACGCCGUUGCUACCAAACAACAAUGCAAAGAAUCAGCGCAUAGUGGACGAUCAAAAAUUGAAAGUUCUCAAAUGGAAUUUCACCACUCCGCGUGAAGAAUUCUUCGAACUACUGAAGGAACAAAUGAAUAGUGCAGGCCUCAAUAAGCAACUUGUAGGCAACAUGUUCCACAAUGACUUUAGGUACCAUUUAAAAGCCAUAGAAGCCCUAUCCGAAGAUCUACACGAGAAUGGCACAGCUUUAAUGGCGAACCUGGACCUGGUGUUGAAGUGGCUGACGCUGAGGUUCUUCGACACGAAUCCCUCGGUCAUCCUCAAGGGCUUGGAGUAUUUGACUGUGGUGUUCCAGUAUUUGAUCGACAGUGACUACACCAUGGCUGAGUAUGAGGCCAACUGUUUCAUACCGUAUUUGGUAUUGAAGGUAGGAGACCCCAAAGAUACAGUCAGAAAUGGCGUGAAAGCUCUCUUCAAGCAAAUAUGCGUGGUCUACUCGGUUACCAAGCUGUUUGGAUAUCUGAUGGAGGGGCUAAAAUCUAAGAAUGCUAGACAGAGGGCAGAGUGCCUCGAGUGCAUCAACCAUCUACUGGAGACGUAUGGGUCGGCGGUGAUGUCUGGCGGCGUCGGCGCGUCUCUGCGCGAGUUGGCGCGUCAUAUCGGCGACCGCGAUAACGCGGUGCGUUCGGCGGCGCUCAACUGCGUCGCCACCGCAUACUUCCUCGACGGCGAGAAGGUGUACAAGAUGAUUGGACAGAUAUCUGACAAAGAUCUCUCGCUGCUAGAGGAGCGGAUCAAACGCGCCGGCAAGAGUCGCAGCGCUGACGAUCGGCGAUCCAUGUUGGUGCCACUGUCAGCGUCCGGACGACCGAUACUGCAAAUGCCUGAGGACGAUGACGAGCGUGUGAUGGCGGUCGAGAGGCGGGAGGUGCCUCCCGAGGAGUAUGAGGAGGAGGAAAUGGAGGAGCAGCCUCCUCCACCUGUUCAACCGGUAAUACCAGAGCCGAGGGUGGUGACCGGUCCAUUUGGCCUGGACCCCGAGCUGAUAGCCAAGCUGGAUGCCGAUCUGCCUCCCCGCUGCACCCUCAACAUGCCUGAACAUGACCUCAAAUUCCUGGACGAGCCUGUUCCAGCUACCACCGUCAGAACCGUGUCUGCUCCUCUCAGAUCCACUAGCAUGGUGACAAUGUCGCCGCCGCGGCUCGGCGCGCCGCUCGCCAUGCCGCAGUCCGCGCACAAGCCGACCGUGGACGACGCUCAGCUAGCCGACACCAUACACUCCAUCUCCAGCCCCGACCUCAACGCGGCGAUCCGUGCGAUGUCUCUCAUCACGGGCGCGCUAGCAUCAGGGCGAGGCCCCGCGCUGGCCGCGCACGAGGCGCGCCUGGUGUCCGCGGUGGCGGCGCAGCUGAAGCGACUGCGCACCGCGCCCGCCAACGCCAACACUGCGCUGCAGACGCUGCCGGCGUACAAGUAUCUUGGAGGAGCACUGACUUCUUUCUACGACACGGCGGGCUGCGGGCGGCAGGUGGGCGAGCUGGCGCUGCGCUCGCUGCUGGGCGAGCUGCUGCUGGUGCUGGGCGCGGCGCCGGGCGCCAGCGGCGUGCCGCCCGCCGACGGCGACCGGCUCGUACGCUUGCUCAACAACGUCUGCGUGCGCGUGCUCGAGCACUCGCCGCGCACCGCCGUGCUCUGUGCUAUAGUCUCGCUUCUCCACGAGUCAAUAGUGGAAUCCGAUCCGGCCUACCCGCGGUACCAGGAGCUGCUCCUCAAAUGCUUUUGGAAAACCCUCAAGAUGAUAUCCACGUGGGAGGUGAACUCGAUCGACUACGACGCGGUCCUGUACAAGAUACAUCUGUUCUACAAGGCCUAUCCCAAUAGUUAUUGGAAGAAGAAUCCGGAUAUAAGUGACACGCCGUAUAGAACAGUCAAAACUCUAGUCCACACAUUAGUCAAAAUGAAGGGCGCGUCCAUUAUGAACCACCUCACACAAAUACCGGAUGUGAAUGAAUCCGAUCUCUACCCGUAUUUACAUAAAGUAUUAAAGCAACUAAAAUUAGACGACCGGAGAGACGUCCCGUCAGACAACAUCAACGGCGGCCUGCCCAGCGCGGUGAGCACUGUCAACACAGCGCUGAACGCGGGGAGACUGCCCCGCGGCGUGCACGAGGAGCUGGCCCUCAUACUGAAGAGGAUAGGCUCCAAGGAGCACAACAGGGACGCGCUGUCGCAGCUGUACGACUUGCGGGAGCGACACCCCGAGGUGGACAUCUGGACGUUCAUGCAGGGCUCGUCGUUCUACUUCCGCAACUACGUGGAGCGAGGCCUGCGGGAGGUGGCCGAGCAACGCAAAACGGCCGCCAUGCCCAUGUACAAGAGCGACUACAAGACGGAGAACAUUGAUAUAAGCAACGAAAAUGAUGAAAGGUCCCACGUGAUUUUCCUGGAGAGGCUAAGAGCUUUACAAGCCAAAGCGGGUAUGAAAACGGAAUUGAACCCGUCGUCCCAGCCGCGCACGCCGGUGGGCGACAACCGCGCGCUCGCUGACUCCAUUAACGAGAAUACACUCCCGCGCGCGCACAGCAUCGACCCGCAACUGGAGCUCCACACAACACAAUCAGUCUCUAUAAGGAAAGAGGCGGGCGUCGACGCGCUACGACUCAAGCUACAGCAAAUCAAGAGCUCCUCGAAGAGAUAAGGCCGUCUUUGCACCCACGGAUAGUAGCUCCGCUCUCAUUCACUCAUUGACGUGUGCGGGACACGCGAUUGUCGUCCUUAGUCCUAUCACAUUAGAGUGUAGUGUCUCGCAUGUACAUUAAAAAACCCUUGUGAUAUAUAACUUUAUAGAAACGUCCCUAAGGAUAGUCACGUAUUUUCGAAUAAGUGAUUUCAUUUUGACACUUCAAGUAAAGAAAACGUUUGGUCAAAAAGACCAGUACCCCGAGCCGUAAAUCUAUUAAAAAAAAAGCAAAAUGCAUGCUGGUGACGUCAUAGCGUAUUUAUUACGAACGAAUUGUAAUUUCGAAUAUGAUCGCGGAGGCCUAGAGCGAUACAAUAACUUUGUUUUUUUUUACGUUUACGAUCUCAACUGGAUGUUGAGUGUCGAAUAUUUGUAAUAAUCGCGUAUUGAAUUUCGUUGUAACAAACGCAUCAAUUUACAAGUCAGUUAUUCGAUAAUGGGCGUCUAUUCUUUUAUUUAAUCUCAUUUAUUAUCAACGCUUCUCAAUAACAUUUUAGUUCCUAGACUUUAUUUAAUACUUACACUAUCUGCGAUGUAGCAUGGUGCGGGUGACAGUUGCCAGUGUGACGUUGAAAUCUACUAAAUACGUCUAUGGCGUUACGUUAUACGCAUCACACUUUGCUUAAUUUUUCUUUCAAUUUGAUUUUAUUUGUAGACUAUAACAUUCUGGCUCGGUUAAAUUUACAUUACUACAGUUAUUAAUGAUUUAAUCAUUAAUAACUGUAGUAAUGUACGAAUACUAUAUCUGAAAUACUAAGACAUAAUUUGUAAAUCGCGGCAACUUUCAAGAGUGGAACGAAAUGUUUUUCUUUCUGUCAACUGCACCAUGCUACAGCGCACAUGGUAUAGUACUAGUAAGCAUAUAACAAGUAUCUUUGCAAGGACUUCUAUCUAGCUAGACGCCGCCUCUUCAUACGUUAGUAUGACAUUUAAUAGGGUACAAUUUAUUCUAACUUCGAUGGCGUCACAAGACUUGGUUGUUUAGUGUAAUAUUUAGACUUUAGUAUGAAUGUCGAGAGGGUAAGUUACACAGGGAGAGUUUCGUUAAUGUAAUAUAUUUCGAGGCUUUCUAGGCAACUAUCUUAUAUAUUAUAGUAUAGUGACAAUAGUAAUAUUUAGAAUCCACUUGUUGUGUAACUUAGCCUGUAAUCAAGCUAAUUGUAAAAGCCACGUGACGUUAGGCAUUAUUCGGUUUAGCGGACGCCGUAUUGGGGUAUCUAGCUAAACAUAAGUCCGUACAUUUUUUCGUUUAUUAUUAAUAAUUAUCAUUAAUCGCAACACGACGCGACCUAUUACGAGUCAAAUGAAGUUAUAAAGAUUUGCAUGUUAAUAAUAAUAGUUUUCGACUAAAACCAAACAUCAUAAUUAAUUCUUCGCUACGUGAUGAAGGAUUCAUUUACACGAGCGUCAACUGCCAUUGACUGCCGCCUCGACUACUAGUGAAAACUAGUUUCGGUCGGACGGUAAAAAGAAAGCUCCCAGAUUGUUUGAUUUUUUUCGACACUUGCAACACAAUAUUUCAAGUGACUUGAUGAAAACCUUGAUAAACGAUUUACCUAUCUUUCCUCGAUAAUUACUCUAUCUAUUGGUGGAAACCGCACGAAAAUUGGACGUUUGGUAGUAUCAGAGAUAAUUCGGACUAAUGCGGUGGAGGACUUUUACAAUAUGUUUAGAUAAGAGUAUCAGAAAAGUAAUAACAGGGAAUUUAUAUAUAACAAAGGCUUAAUCUAAAAUCGAAUGUAUUUCCCCUCAUAGCACGUAAGUUGGUGUGUUGGUUGCCCCUUUUUCAAUAUUAGCCUGUGUUGCCAGCAUUAAAAAUGUUCCCAUUUUUAGGGCAAAAUAUUAAAUGUUAAUAUUCAGCCAUUGAUUGACAACGUAUAACGAAAAAAACUAAUAUUUUAAUAUGCCGUGUAUCUCUUAGCAAAUAACAUCAUUUAGACGAUAGAUAGACGAUUAAAUGCGAAAAAAUCUACUAAAAUUAAGGCCUGACUAGAAAUUUAAACUCUCUACUAUUACUUGUUGCGAAAGCAAGUAAUAUUAUUUUAUAUUUCUAGCCAGGCUGUAAAAAUUUUCAUAUUUUUAAUAGUCAUAGUGCUAUGAAGUCGAAUUUUAGUUUAUAUGUUAUUUAAUUCAAUGUAGUCUUCAUUGUAAUUGAAAACUAUGAUUGAUGUUGUUUAAUUACCAUUUUACGUUGUAUUAUAUUAUUUCAUUUAGUGUGUUUUGAUUGUUUGAUAAAGGGGCUCUGAAUAUUGCAGUUACAUACAUACAUAACUUUUCAAAGAGUUUCUCUGCUUUUUUUUAGAAAAACAUUUAUUUGAAAAUUUAUUUGUGUGAUUUUAAAAAGUUUGAUUGUGUUGUAAUAUUGUGUAAAUAAGUCUAAGCACUUAAGAAAACACGGUUGUUUUUAAAAUCUCAGACAGACACUUAUAUUUUUUCAUCACUCACACACAUUAUAUAUUGAUAAUUUUCUAUAGAAACUUGUACAAGACAUUCAAUGGAUGUAUACUCAGAGGCACAAUUAUCCGCCGACCUUAAUAUACUCGCGUCAUAUUAAAGUGGGCGGAUAAUUGUGCCUCUGAGUAUAUAUUGUAUAUCUGUAAAGUGGGUAAACCAUAAACUUAUUUUAUUUGUGUAUAUAAUUGCAAUAUUUAGAGAUUCACCUUAUGUAUUUUAUGUUUGAAUUUGCAUAGAUUUGGUUAAAAUAAUUCUGUUCUCUUCUGUAAUAAGACUGUUCUCGUAUUGCGCCUAGUGACAAACGAAUACUCAGAUUGCAUUGUUUUGUGUUGUGUUUAUAGUAUGAUGAGUUAGCGGUCAUCCAGUAGGUUUAUUAGAAAACUUGUAUAGCUGUGAUGAGGCCAUUAUUAUAUUUUGUAAUAUCAUUAAUAAAAAUAUAAUAACCCCCAUUUAUAACAUUUUACUAAAAAUCAAAAUGUAAACAUUCCCACAGUAUUGAUUUCGUGGUACAAAUUUUUAUCAACUUUUAUUAUUUCCGAACUAAAAUAAACAUGACUGAUUUUUUUUGUCACUUUAUGUUUAAUUACUAAAUACUUUAUUGGGCAGAAUUAUUGUAAUAUUAAUAUUAAGUUGGGGCUAAUUUGUGUUAAUUGUUAAAAAAGGUAAUUAUUUCUCGUCACAAUAUGUUGUUUAUAGAAAAGAUAAUGAAAACAUUAAAUUACAUCACUGUUAAUGUAAGCCUUUGACGUUUAACUAAAGUUAACGUAACUUCUAUCGUUAACUACAAAUUAACCCUCACGGGGUUAUGGACGCCGGCAGUAGAGUGAAAGGGGGGUACUCUCGCUCCCCAAACUAUUGGGGAAAAAGUUACACAAAAUUUUAUUUUAUCUGUUUCAAUAAAUGUGUUGAUUUCUGUUUUUUUAUCUUGUAAAUGGAUUUUUGUGUCUCUUUUUCUUUAAAAUUUUAUAGUAGUUUAAUGGGACGAAAAUUAUUUGUGUAAUACAUAUACAUGUCACACAUAAAACUAAAUAAAAUUAAUGGGUAUUGACGAUGAACAAGAAAUAAAAAUAUAUGUUAUACCAAAAACACUAAAAAUUUGUGUGAUGUGAUCACAUAAAGGUAAUAGUCUCACAAGUUCGUUGAUAAUACUCCGAUGAUAUGCGGGCGACAGGGGGAAAGACUGCGCGGGUGUGAAAUCGUGCGUGCGGGGAAGUGACGUGCAUCAGUCGUGGGUUUUUCAAUCAUCGCUAGACGCCCCCCGGCCCGCGCGCAACAUCGGGAGUGUUACGAAGUUGCCAAGCUAUACUCAGGUGCACUUUUUUAUAACAUCCUGCUGGGGUCCAUAUAGUAGGAGUGGGGGGUGGGGGGUCCUCGUUAUAUGUAGCCACUUAUUUUCAAUUGUUACAAUAUAUAUUGUUACCAUGUAACUAGUUUUCGAAAGUUUGUUAUAUAAUAACUUUGUUGUUUUUUCCCUGUAGCAGUGGGAAUUUCAUGGUUGUUUCACUGACAGUUGUUGGUUGGUAAUCAUUUAAUUAUCGUUUCGUAAAAAAAGUGCUGUUUUUGUAUUGUAUUAUGCACUGUUUUGAGUUUUAUAUAAUGUUAGAUUUGCAGCACAAACAUUCGAAAAGUGUCACUUAUUACAGAUUUGUUUUUCUGAUCUUGAAAUAAUAAUGUAUGAAUUAUUACCUUAUACUUUUUUUAGUGUUUGCUUUUUAUGAAUCUUGACUUGUAUCUUGAGCAUUUAUUUAUUUUAAAAUAAUGUAUUAAAUCAUGAUGUAAUACUGAUAAAUAAAGUUCAUACAACACA
Bicyclus anynana (squinting bush brown) is the source of this 10582-nucleotide messenger RNA. It is a transcript of the gene msps, whose product is annotated as protein mini spindles. Bases 211 to 6279 code for a protein of 2022 amino acids. The transcript has 37 exons. Lineage: Eukaryota; Metazoa; Arthropoda; Insecta; Lepidoptera; Nymphalidae. Gene Ontology annotation, biological process: establishment or maintenance of microtubule cytoskeleton polarity; mitotic spindle organization; centrosome duplication. Gene Ontology annotation, molecular function: microtubule plus-end binding; microtubule plus end polymerase activity. The record is from RefSeq and is a predicted model, not a curated record. Gene Ontology annotation, cellular component: centrosome; microtubule plus-end; kinetochore.